AUGGCCGUUAUCGGCUGCGCAAGCUAUGGAUUCGUUUACAUUCAGUACACACUCGAGGAGGAGAAGCUAUUCAUGGAGCAGUAUUGCACUGAAGAAGAAAUUUCAGCUCAUAUUCAUUGCACCGCUGCAAAAGAAAUUUUCGGAUUGAUUUGGACUCUCACUCUCUCUUGCUCGAUCAUUGGUGAUUUGCUCAUCAAACUUUUCCAGGACUACUUCGGCUUCUUUGCAGGAAGAUUUGUUUGUGGCUCACUUCUUACCGUUGGCUUUGCUACGAUGGGAAUGUACAAAACGAAUCCGUACCUCCUCUUUGUCGGGCAAAUACUAAUCAGUCUCCCUGCGUAUCGAAAUCUUUCUCAAAACAUUUCCCUUGGUCAAAUCUAUAUGGGCGAGAACAGUAGCAUUGCGACAAUUCUAUUUCCUGGAAUAUGGAUGUUUUCUUUGAUAACUUUUCUUGUCGGGAAAAAGUUUACAGACAUGGAAGUUAUGAGUCUUUCUUCGUUUUUGUUCCUGUUGGCCGCGUUUUCUCUCAUUGUUCAUGUUCGAUCGUUCUUCCUUCUGCCCAAGGAUCUCAUUCCCAGCCCAGUUCCGAUUAAUUAUAACCUAUUCCAAGCUUCGAUCGUCGGACAAUGUGUGAUUGGAAAGAAAUAUGCAGCUUCAACACAACCAGAAAUAAAAGACAAACAGAUCGAAGACAACAACGUCAGCGUCAGAGAAUUUUUCCGCAUGUUAGCUUCUUGGAGGUUCCUUUUUAUGCUAUUUUUCAACGCAAUAAUUUGGAGCCGUUGUGCUACCGCGAUGGGUCACGUUAACGCUUGGCUUGACUACGCAUACUAUGAAGACUCUCUUCUUUGCGAAAACGAUCCCGGCAAAGCGUGUGUCGUCGACGAUUACAAAAGUGAGAUUAUUGAUGUUUACGGCUACCUGAAUUGUCUUCACAUCGUUGUCCCCUUUAUGUUGGUGGCCUUGCUUGAAGGCUUCAAAAAAUGUUUUUCGAAAGACAAAGCAAUACUUCUUUCAUAUCUUACACAAAUGUUUAUUUCAAUUUUACACGUCUUUGCAAUAACGACGAUAAUGAUGAUGAAGAUUCCAGAAGGAGGGGGCAAAGGCCUGCCUCUUUUGCUUGUUACACUUCUUCAGACAGUUCAGCCAAUCUUCAUGACCUGCCCUCAAAUCUUUGUCUACACAUUCUAUCCACGACAUCUAGCGCCAAAAGUCUUCAUCGUCAUAAACUUAUUUUAUCUUCCUAUAACGUUCAUUUAUCCAGCGCUAUAUAACUUUCUCCUCCAAGGAAGCGUGCAAGACUACCGGUUUUCUGAAGUUUCAUACAUUUUCUUCGGACUUUGUAGCUUGUUGCUCAUUAUCUUUCCAUACUUUGCAUAUGAUGCAAAGAAAUACUGCGACGAGAAAGAGCGAGAAAACAUUUACAAACCCUUUUCUGAAUAA
Messenger RNA from Oikopleura dioica, 1443 nucleotides. The record is from the annotation of a GenBank genome assembly. Lineage: Eukaryota; Metazoa; Chordata; Appendicularia; Copelata; Oikopleuridae.